Molecule: messenger RNA, 3162 nt
Organism: Aspergillus mulundensis
Lineage: Eukaryota; Fungi; Ascomycota; Eurotiomycetes; Eurotiales; Aspergillaceae
Product: phosphatase family protein
Exons: 1
Coding region: 1-3162 (1053 amino acids)
Biological process (GO): phosphatidylinositol dephosphorylation
Molecular function (GO): phosphatidylinositol-4,5-bisphosphate 5-phosphatase activity
Source: RefSeq, a predicted model, not a curated record
AUGGUUGCCAACAAUGAGCAGCGCCCCGGCCCCGGGGUUGGUGAUUACCCCUCCGAUAACGAUAACCCCGGAGGGUCCGCAGACUCCGGCUAUGACCCUUCGUCCCUCCCGAAUGCCGUGAAAGCGCGCAAAGAAGAAUAUACCCACCAUCGGACUCUCAAAGUGAAGGUUGGGAGCUGGAAUGUCGCUGCCAUCGCUGGCACGGAGAGAGAUAUCGGGAAGUGGUUUGUGCAAAAGGAGGGAGUAUGCGGACAACCCGCAUCGGCGUUGCAAAAUCGCUCAGCAUCAAAAGUGGGAGGCUCCGGGGGAGCUGCUUCGCUCCUCGAGACCCCACCUGAUGAGAUUGAUCUUUAUGUUUUAGGCCUGCAAGAAAUCGUUGAUGUCUCCUCGCCUGCAGAAGCAUUGAGGCCAUAUGUGGAUACGGCUCCCGCCAGUCGCUGGAAAAGAGCCGUUGAGGAUGCGCUUCCCCAAGGUUACAAACUGAUUGCGGAAACUCAGCUUAUUGGGUUAUUACAACUUAUUUAUGCUGCCCCGUCCAUUGCCGAUAGCAUCUCCGCGGUAAGCUCUACCAGUGUAGGUACAGGCCUGCUCGGAUACAUGGGCAACAAAGGAGCUGUCGCGACGCGCCUGUUACUAGGCGAGACUACGUGUUUUAUUUUCGUCAAUUGUCACCUGGCGGCGGGCUCGGACAAGGCCAGCUUAGACCGACGGAACUGGGACGCCUCACAGAUUGUCGCUCGUACAAAAUUUGACCCGGUUGAUACUGACUAUACGCUUCGAGAUGCGCCCUGCGAAAGCAUUGGAGAUGAGGAUUACGCAUUCUGGUUUGGCGACCUAAAUUACCGCCUAGAGGAUAUCCCUGGCGGUGACGUACGGCAGGUUCUUGCUCGGCAUACGGAAAACGAGUACGACAGGAGACACAGCGCGUUGCGUGAGGUUGAUGGUUCAUCGUCUCCGCGCAUUGUCGUCGCUGAGGACGUCGGUAGUCAGUCGCCCGUAUCCGAGGUAAUUCCAAGCGACUCUGAUGAAGAGCUGGAUCCCAAUCAGGAUCCGGCUUCUCUUCAAACAACGAUAUCUUCAUUGUUUCCUCAUGAUCAGUUGCGAAUGCAACAACAUAAGCAGAAAGCCUUUCAUGAAGGUUGGCGGGAGGGCCAGAUCUCGUUCCUGCCCACGUACAAGUACGAUGUCGGCAGCGUGGCGCGGUUUGACUCUAGCGAGAAGCUUAGAGGACCUAGCUGGUGUGAUCGCAUCCUUUACCGGUCACGCAAGGAUAAGCUUAGGUAUGAGAAGCUCGUUAAGGAAGCUACCGAGGCUAGAAAACGAGACGAAGAGAUGAAAGCGAGGGGACUUGACAGCGCCGCGGCCGAUGAUAGCGUUUUGUUCGACUACGACCCAGACGCUGAUGGUGAUAGCGGUGAUGAAUAUGAUCCGGACGACGAACAAGAUAAUGAAGACGUCUCGGCCGAUGUAUCCUCAGAAGCGGACAACUCCAUACGAUUAGACUAUUAUACCUCUCACCAAGGCGUUCUUUCCUCAGACCACAAACCGCUAGUUGCUGGCUUCACGCUAGAACUAAACUGCGUGGAACCGAAGCUCAAAGCCCAAGUGCAUCAGGAAGUUGUGAGGGAGUUGGAUAAGGCCGAGAACGAGUCUCGACCCGGCUUAACAGUUGUGGUUGACAACCACGGCCGUGAACCGUCCAAGUCAGAUAUUGAUCCGAAUGCUGUGGAUUUUGGAGAUAUUUCUUUAGACGUCCCUGCCAGUCGGGCGUUGACUGUUGCCAACACAAGCGGUGUACCUGCCACAUUUUCUAUCCAGAAACCGGAGCGCGGCGGUGAUGCUGAGGCAACGCCGUGGCUAGAGUACAAAGUCGAGAAGCCGCACCACGAGGAAUCUGAAGACCAAACCCAACCAGCGUCAUCGAACGAAUGUACACUUUUGCCCGGGGAGCUGGCUAUGGUUGAAGUCACAAUCUGGGUGCGAGACACCAAGUUCGUCCGCCUUCUCAAUAAUGGAAAGGUGAAGCUCGAGGAAAUCCUGGUCCUUCGAGUAAAAGAUGGCAGAGAUCAUUUUGUCUCUGCAUAUGGAAAAUGGCUACCAACCGCAUUCGGUCGUAGCUUGGAGGAACUCACUCGGCUCCCCGAGGCUGGCGCACGUACCCUGGUCGCCACCCGCCCAACAGAGAGCCAUGACCAAGCAGGAGCUCCGAUAUCCGCCCCUAGAGAGCUAUUCAAGCUAACCGAGGCGAUCUCUGAUCUCACGGAACGCGCAGUUGCCGAAUGGAGUAUGGUGCAAGGCGAGGAUGAUGAGUCCAAGGCUCCCUGGGAAAGGGGGCCGCAUGGUUAUGCCUGGCCUUUUGAGCCCGAGACGUGGACGCUCAAAGACAAGGAAGCACGCUCGCCGCUUCUAGCCUUGGCUCGCGAGGCCCUAGAUACCAACCAACCUUUCAGCCAUGUGUUUCCUCCUGAAGUACCGUCACUACAUCGACUCGAGAUCCUAGGCGAGGUUCUUGUUGCGUUUCUGCGCUCCCUGAAAGAUGGGGUCAUCUCUGCAUCUGUCUGGCAAAACCUCGACCAACAAAUUCAAGCUCGAGAAAAGGCCAAGCAGACCCCGCUCUCUUGGGAAGACUCGCAGGCUUGGGUGCUCGAGAGCCUUGCCCCGUCACCGGCGCACAGUGUCUCCUUUACAUUCGUAACAUUCAUGCUGGCGCGAAUAGCCAACGAAGUCGCACCUGUCCCGUCCAUGCCUCCUCACUCUAAGGAACCAGAUCUCAAAGAAAAUACAAAAGAUACCCACCAAUCUAGGGACAAUGACAAGGACGACCAAUCGUCAACCUCCUCACCUAUCUCCCGGACAUCCUCGGUAUCCCGGACGUCCUUUAUUUCCGGCGGUAGUUUACGGCGGAAGCUAACGAUCUCGGAGCCCUCAUCCUCAUUUCCACAGUCACCGGACCCCGCCGUAUCACAUAUGGCCCAGCGCCGACUCGCCGUUGAAAGCGCCCUAGCCGCAUUCUUCUCAUCCGUGCUUAUAUCUUCUGACGUCCCUGUCCCAUCUAAGGAUAAAGAAAGGCGACUCCUGGAGGACCGCAAGCGCGGUAUCAUUGAGCCGUUCCUCAAAACUAUUGGGGUGGACUAUAACGGACCGUCCGGCGGCGCGCCAUGA